Thecamonas trahens ATCC 50062 is the source of this 2004-nucleotide messenger RNA. Its product is annotated as pumilio domain-containing protein. Lineage: Eukaryota; Apusomonadida; Apusomonadidae. The transcript is spliced from 2 exons. The coding region runs from base 24 to 1877 and encodes 617 amino acids. Gene Ontology annotation, cellular component: nucleolus. The record is from RefSeq and is a predicted model, not a curated record. Gene Ontology annotation, molecular function: mRNA binding. Gene Ontology annotation, biological process: regulation of translation.
UCUCACUCACACCACAUUUGGCCAUGGUGUUCAAGAAGGCCGCAGGGACUGUUAUUAAGCGCAAGCGUGAAGUUGAAGAGGAGACUGUGGAGGAGCGCAAGAAACAGAAGCGUCUCGAACAGAAGGAGCUCAAGAAGAACCGCAAGAAUGCUCGCGCCCACGGUGAUGCCGUGGCCAGGGCAAAGGCUAUCUGGGAGCGGGUUCGUCCUGGGGCGACGGCGAUUUCGGGGGAGAAGCGCUUCAAGCUUGUGGAAGAGCUGAUGACUCUGCUCCGUGGUCAGGUCAUGUCGUUUGCUGCAAAGCAUGAUGGCUCACGCGUCGUUCAGUGGGCACUCAAGGCCGGAUCUGAGCCGCAGCGGCUCGAGAUCUUUGGCGAGCUCCAGGGUCAACUUGCCGAGCUCAUGUGCUCGCCGUACGGCCACUUUGUGGUCCGCGCCUGCCUUGGCUACCUCCGCAAGCCGCAGCUGAAGCAGCUGCUGGAGGAGAUCAGGGGCUCGGUCCGCAAGCUCCUCACCCACCGGACGGCCUCGAUUGUCCUCGAUCGCAUCUACUGCCUCUACGCCAACUCGCACCAGCAGGCCGACAUGAUGUCCGAGCUGUACGCGCCCAAGUUUGAGCUCAUCUUCCCCGGCGAGUCGUCGAGCGCGGUCGAGGUUGAGGACGACGCUGCCAAGGCCGCCAAGGCCCAGCCGAACCUGCCGCUCUUCCACUCGCAGCUGGCCCGCCUGUUGGCUAAGUACCCGGCCAAGGCCGGCCCGGUCAUGGAGUACCUCGCCAAGACCAUCAACGUCGUUGUCCACAAGGGCACGCUCAACUCGACGCUCGCACACGUGGCCCUCGAGCAGUACCUGCUCAACGCCACCGAGACCCAGCGGGCAGCCAUGAUCGAGUCGGUCCGCGACUCGCUCGUCGAGGUCAUGCACACUGCUCCGGGCGCCCGGGCCGCCAUCCUCGCCAUCUCGCAUGGAACGACCAAGGACCGCAAGGCCAUUGUGCGCUCGUUCAAGGGUUUUGUCGCCCGCAUCGCCAUGGAGGAGUACGGCCACCUCGUCCUCAUCCGCGCCCUCACCGUCAUCGACGAUACCGUCCUCACCUACAAGACCCUGCUCAAGGAGCUUGUCGAGGCCCCCGCCGCGCCCGGCGGCGAGACCCCGCCGAGCCUUGCCGAGCUCGUCUGCGACCCGUUUGCCUCGCGCGUCUUUACCAACAUCCUCGCCCUUUGCAAGCCGCAGCAUCUCGCGCCGUGGCAGAUGUACAUCCUCAGCCUGACCAGGGGCAACCGCUCUGGCGACGAAGCCGGCGCCUCGGAGCCCAAGCACUACUCCAAGAAGUCGCCCGAGCUCAUCCAGGCCCAGCUGCUGCAGAAGUUUGCCGCCCCGCUGUUUGCCGCAGCCACCGAGUCUGUCGACGCCGCGCUGAGCGAGACCUCGUCGGCCGCCCUCAUCGCCGAGCUCGUCACCGCCCCCAUCGAGUCGCUCGCCUCGCAGGCCGACGCCCGCGCCGCCCUUGUUGACGCUAUCCUCGCCGGUGUCCUCACCGACGGCGACGACGGCGAGCCGGCCGGCUACAUCUUUGACUUUGCCGCCUCGCGCGCCCUCAAGGCCAUGGUCCGCGCCUCAGAGGCCGACACCGCCUCCGAGUUUGGCUUUAACUUUGCCGCUGCUCUCGUCGCCCGUCUCACCGACGCCGCCGGCAACGACGGUGCCCUCUGGGGCUCGUUGGCCACCUCGCGUGGCUCCGACUUUGUCCUCCUCUCGCUCCUCGAGUCGGACCUGACCGGCUCCGUCAUCGCCGACCACCUCGCCCCGCACGCCGACGCCAUCGCCGCCGCCUCCAACCCGGGCGCCAAGCACAUCUCCAAGCGCUUGUCCAAGUGAACGCACAAGCCGCCUGCCCAUCCCUCUCCCUUCCUCCCGCUACCUGCGCUCACGAUCGAGCGCCCGGAGUGCAGCGUCAAACCCGGCAUUAGGCUUACUCGCCGGCCGCGCUGCCCGGACCAUCGCC